Populus nigra (black poplar) is the source of this 2021-nucleotide messenger RNA. Its product is annotated as metal transporter Nramp1. Lineage: Eukaryota; Viridiplantae; Streptophyta; Magnoliopsida; Malpighiales; Salicaceae. The record is from RefSeq and is a predicted model, not a curated record. The transcript has 14 exons. Bases 213 to 1838 code for a protein of 541 amino acids. Gene Ontology annotation, cellular component: membrane. Gene Ontology annotation, biological process: metal ion transport. Gene Ontology annotation, molecular function: manganese ion transmembrane transporter activity; cadmium ion transmembrane transporter activity.
UUCAUUUCUCAAGCUCCAAACAGAAGACUGAGAGCCAGGGAAAUGUCACUAUAAAGACAGGAGUGAGCUUAUAUUGAGUGUGUAUCUGCGACCGAGAGUCUUACAAAUCCUACAAAUUGUGCCGAAGCAGUUUAUAAAGCACAGGCUGAAACCGGUGAACUCUGUCUCUUCAUUUGCAUCUUGUGCUACUGAGUUUACAGUGGGAGUUAGCCAUGGCGGGUUCGUCUUCUGUGCAGCCACAGUUCAUUUCCAGCACUGGAAAUAGGAGUUUCUCUAAUGCACCAUUGAUUGAGAAUUCAGAUCCUGAACAAAUUAUCGUGCCUGAUAGGAAAAGCUGGAAAAACCUAUUUGCAUACAUGGGUCCAGGGUUCCUUGUUUCAAUUGCAUACAUUGACCCUGGAAAUUUUGAAACUGACCUGCAGUCAGGAGCGCAAUACAAGUAUGAGUUACUUUGGAUCAUAUUAGUAGCUUCAUGUGCUGCUCUUAUUAUCCAAUCUCUUGCAGCAAAUUUGGGUGUUGUCACUGGAAAACAUUUAGCAGAACACUGUAGGAAUGAAUAUCCUAGAAUACCAAACUUCAUCUUGUGGGUCCUUGCUGAAAUUGCCAUAGUUGCAUGUGACAUUCCUGAAGUGAUUGGGACAGCCUUUGCGUUGAACAUGCUCUUCAAAAUUCCGGUAUGGAUUGGUGUUCUUCUGACUGGCCUCAGCACUCUUGUCCUUUUAGCACUACAGCAAUAUGGGGUUCGGAAGCUUGAACUCUUUAUUGCUUUUCUCGUGUGUACCAUAGCUGGAUGCUUUUUUGCAGAGCUUGGCUACGCAAAGCCUGAUGCGAAGGAAGUUCUGAAAGGGCUCUUUGUUCCCCAAUUAAAGGGAAAUGGUGCUGCUGGUCUGGCAAUUUCACUUCUCGGUGCUAUGGUUAUGCCGCACAAUCUCUUUCUCCAUUCAGCAUUGGUGCUUUCAAGGAAAAUCCCACGAUCUAUGCAUGGCAUCAAGGAUGCUUGCAGAUUUUACAUGAUAGAAAGUGGCUUUGCUCUCGUUUUGGCCUUUCUCAUCAAUGUAUCUAUCAUUUCCGUGAGUGGUGCAGUUUGCAACUCACAAAAUAUAAAUGCUCAAGAUCAAGAAAAAUGCAAGGACUUGGACUUGAACAAAGCUUCCUUUCUUCUUGAAAAUGUAUUAGGUAGUUGGAGUUCGAAACUUUUUGCAAUUGCAUUGCUGGCAUCAGGUCAGAGCUCUACAAUAACAGGAACUUAUGCAGGGCAGUAUGUCAUGCAGGGAUUUCUUGAUUUACGAUUGACACCAUGGUUAAGGAACUUCUUAACUCGAAGCUUAGCCAUAGUCCCUAGUUUAAUUGUUGCAAUCAUUGGGGGCUCUUCCGGAGCUGGAAAGCUGAUUAUUAUUGCAUCGAUGAUUCUAUCUUUUGAGCUCCCUUUUGCUCUCGUUCCACUUCUCAAGUUCACAAGUAGCAAAACCAAGAUGGGGAUACAUGCCAACUCAACUACGAUUUCAAGUAUUACUUGGGUCAUUGGUUUUCUUAUCAUGGCAAUAAAUAUAUACUACCUUGCAUCUAGCUUCAUCAAGAUUCUUCUUCAUGGCCAUCUAAAGCUUGUAGCUGCCAUCUUUCUUGGAAUAUUUGGAUUUUUGGGCAUGGCAGUGUAUUUGGCUGGGGUUGCAUACUUGGUGUUACGUAGAAACAAGGAGGCUACACAUCUUGUAGCACUAACAUCUGAAAAUCCGCAAAUCGCCAACGAGUCUGGUAAUGCAGGACUGUGCAGUCUCCCUAGAGAAGACAUAGCAUGCAUGCAGUUGCCUCAGAGGAGGAGUAAUGCAAAUGAUUUGUAAAUCAUAGGGCAAGUGAUAUCUCAAGGUCACUAACUUCUAGUAACUGAAAUAACACUAGAGACGAGGUUAUAAUCUAUUUCCUUUUCUAAUCCACAAUUUGCUUCUGUCUUACCACUGUUAUGUGAUGACCGAACAUCUUUGCGGACCAAACAGCUAUGCUGAAUAAACCAUGAGCUUGAGAUA